UUUUCUCUCCAACAACUCUCCCCGACUUCAGGGAAUGGUCGCAUUUCCUUGACUCUGUCCCUCGCUAGUUGGAUGGGGGCGGUUCCUCUUGGACAGUAUUUGCCCCGCGGGAUUUAAACACUGAUCCACGAUUUUGUGCAUGAGGAUGAAUUUAAAAAGAAGCCGUAGAAAGCCGGGGGACUGUUGUUGUGGGCCAAGCACUAAUAUAGACCAGUGACUGCUUUAGGAUGGCCGCUGGCUGACUUAGCUCCAGAGCUGAAAGCGGCCUUAAAGGCCAUUUGAUUCAACUCUCUCCCUUUAGACGGCAGUCGGAGAGCAUUUAUUAGGCGCUUACUAUAUGCUAAGGAGACAUCAUUUUGAGGAUCACAGGAAAUAACAUAAAACUCCAUGUCAGUGCUAACACAUAAAGGUGAACUGAUUGAUAUCACACGAGUAACACGGACAAGUGCAGAGAUUCGAGCCCAGGCCAAAGCCCUUGUGUGUGUGUGUGUGUGUGUGUACGUGUGUGAAAGAUCGUGCAGGACACGAUCACGCCGCGGUUCUCUAGGCUAGGGCGUCUUCCAUUCAGUUCCAGUCCAAGUUUCGGAGGAAAGUUCCUCCCUCUGCGCUCGGCUUAGGAACCGUCCGCCCUCGCAGCGCCGGGAAGGCGCAGCGGCUACCUGGAGUCCCGGGAGCCCAGGUGGCGGUGGUGGGGGACCUAUCGAAGCGUCGGACGGUCCUAGGGGACGGAAAAGCGGGUCCCGGGCGAGCGGGCGAGGACGCGGGCCGGCGGCCGGAGGGUGGGCCGGGACGUGCGCACACCUCGAAGCCGGCUGGGCAGGUUGCGGCCCCUCCUCUCCGGCUCUCGCCCCGAGCCGGGGGCGGAGGCGAGGGCAGGGCCUCUGGAGUGGGCGCCGCCCCGCAGCCGGCCUGACGCACCUCCCGAAAGUUCCUCUGGGGUGCCUCCAGCAGCCAACUUUCUUCUAGGAGUCCUGCGGCUCCCGAGUGACCUCCCCAGAGUUGUGGCCCCUCCUCCCCGGCCCCCCGCCAGAAGCCGGGGUCCCGGGCUGGCAGAGCGGCUUGUCCGCCGGGCUGCGGGAAGCAUCCGAUCUUGCCUCUCGCCGGUGAUUUCUGGGCUUCGCUAGCGGGGUCGGCAGCUCUGGGAGCCGCCGAGCCCCGAGCGUCCGCCCGCAGCCCCCGGGCCCCGUCUCGCUCGUGCUUUCCUCCCGGCCCAAACUUUGCGAAGCCGCCGGACGCUCAGGGCUUACUUCUUCCAAAGUGUACGGGACGUGUCCGACAGGAAGGGAUCCUGCUGCUCCUGGUAUCUGCCGGAGGAGGAGGGGCGCUGGCACCUCCCCCGUCCCCAUUCCCAGUCUUUGGAAGUUCUCUCCAGGGAAUAUCUGGCAGUUCAGACUGAUGAUCCAGAAAUCUCUUGAGGUGAACUGUGUGAUGGAGUGAAGCCAGCAAAUACAACUCAGAUACAGAUUGACUGCUUUUCUGAGAGAAAACAAUUACUGGUGUGGAGUUAUUUUCAGGAGUGGAGGAGUUAUGUGAACAAAGGAAGGUUUCUGCAAGUGACAGAUGUGGAGAGACGUCUCUUCCAAUGUGACACUUGAAUCUCAGCGAUGACACUCCAAGCUUUCACCGAAAAUUAAAUAUGACUUAGGAACAUUGAACCUUGGGAAGGUUGAUGAUGUCAUCGGUUGCCAGGGGCAGCAAAAUCCAGCAGGCUGUCAGCCUGCAGGGAGUUGACCCAGAAACAUGCAUGAUAGUAUUUAAAAAUCACUGGGCACAGGUUGUGAAAAUCUUGGAGAAACACGACCCUUUGAAAAACGCCCAGGCAAAAUACGGCUCCAUCCCUCCAGACGAGGCCAGUGCCGUCCAGAAUUAUGUGGAACAUAUGCUUUUCCUGCUGAUUGAAGAGCAGGCUAAGGACGCCGCCAUGGGGCCCAUUCUGGAGUUUGUGGUCUCGGAGAACAUCAUGGAGAAGCUCUUCCUCUGGAGCUUGAGGCGAGAGUUCACCGACGAAACGAAGAUCGAGCAGCUGAAGAUGUACGAGAUGCUGGUGACCCAGUCCCACCAACCGCUGCUGCACCACAAACCCAUCCUGAAGCCUCUGAUGAUGCUGCUGAGCUCUUGUUCUGGGACGGCCACACCGGCCGUCGAGGGGGAACUGGUGGUGCUGCUCAAUCAGCUCUGCUGCAUCCUAGCCAAAGACCCGUCCAUUCUGGAACUCUUUUUCCACACCAGUGAGGAUCAAGGAGCCGCCAACUUCCUCAUUUUCUCCCUCCUCAUCCCUUUCAUUCAUCGGGAGGGAACGGUGGGCCAGCAGGCACGAGAUGCCCUCCUUUUUAUCAUGGCCCUCUCAGCCGAGAACAGUGUGGUGGCCAACCACAUCGUGGAGAACACCUACUUCUGUCCGGUGCUAGCCACGGGAUUAAGUGGUCUCUACUCUUCUUUGCCCACGAAACUAGAAGAGAAAGGUGAUGAAUGGCAUUGCCUUCUGAAGGAUGACUGGUUACUUCUGCCUUCUCUGGUCCAGUUCAUGAAUUCUCUGGAGUUUUGCAAUGCAGUCAUACAGGUUGCACAUCCCCUGAUUCGUAACCAGCUUGUCAACUACAUUUAUAAUGGAUUCUUAGUACCAGUGUUGGCUCCUGCUCUCCAUAAGGUGACCGUGGAGGAGGUGAUGACCACGACGGCGUACCUCGACCUCUUCCUGCGCAGCGUCUCGGAGCCUGCGCUACUGGAGAUCUUCCUUCGCUUUAUCCUCCUGCACCAACACGAAAACGUCCACAUCCUGGAUACGCUGACGAGUCGGAUCAACACCCCAUUUAGGCUGUGUGUGGUAUCCCUGGCGCUGUUCAGAACCCUCAUUGGCUUACAUUGCGAAGAUGUGAUGUUGCAGCUGGUUCUAAGGUACCUAAUCCCAUGCAAUCACAUGAUGAUGAGUCAAAGGUGGGCAGUGAAAGAGAGAGAUUGUUAUUCUGUUUCUGCUGCUAAGCUGCUUGCUCUGACCCCCGUGUGCUGCUCCAGUGGCAUCACCCUGACUCUUGGGAACCAGGAAAGGGACUACAUCCUUUGGUCCAAGUUCAUGCACAAUGACUCAGGUGCUGGCGCGCAGAAGCCUCCUGGGGAAGUGUCCCCAUCGGCCUGCAUCGUGGAGUAUGGCAAAGCGUUGGACAUAAGCUACCUUCAGUACCUUUGGGAGGCCCAUCAUAACAUCAGCCACUGCAUGAAGGACUGCCGGGUCUGGUCUGCUCUGUAUGAUGGAGAGUCCCCUGAUCCCGAGACCUUUCUGUCCAGCCUGAAGGAGGAAAACAAUAAAAGCGGGGCCCACCCCCUGCUGAGGGCCCAGCAGCUGCCCCUCGGCUGUCCCCCUCCUCAGCUCACACACAAGAAGGAGAGGAGCCAGAGCGAGUUGGAGUGGGAUGACAGCUAUGACACGGGAAUGUCCACCCAGGCCGGAGGAAGCCCCUCUCAGGACCCGGAGAGCCAGGCCCCUCCGGUCCCCAUCGAGCCCCCCAAGCACAUCCAGGAGCUGAAGAAGAACGCCAUCAUGCUGUUCAAAGGCUCCUACAUCGAGGAAUCCGACUUUCAGGAUGACGUUAUGGUUUACCGGCUCUGCGCUGAGAAGGACGCCCAGGAUGGCCACAGGGCAGAGGGGGACCCUCCGAAGUCCUCAGGGACCCCCCUGAACAAUGGGCCCCUCGAGGAGCCCCGGCUGCAAUUGGAUUCUGAGGAAGAACAAAAUAGGAUGGACUCAAGCGAGGAACCCGAGCAGGAAUCCCACCAGGACACUUCCACGGCGACCGCUCCGUCCAUCUCCGAGUUAGCCUGUGGCGACCCACCGGAGGCAGACCGCGUUUCUAGUGUCAUGGCAGCCAACCCGGACGGGGACGAUUUCAUUACCCAGUAUGAGAAAAUCAUCAAAGAACUGGACUCUGGCUCGGAGGGCUUGAUGGAAGAAAAUUUCCCACUUCCUGCUCCCUCGCCUCCUUUGCCAGAGGAGGAAGGGGAGAAGAAGGAAGAAGAGGAAACAAGUGAGACAGAGGAAAAACAGGAGGAAGAGGAAGAAGAAGAUGACUUUGAGCAUUUUGUGGCUGAGACUCCUUCGAUAGAAAGCUUGCCUUCCCCAUUUGGGACGAAAGAGCAGACUCCCUUUCCCAGUCGACACGUGAGGACACAAGGGGCCCCUUUUACAGGACCAUUUAUCAGCGUGGUGCUGUCGAAAUUGGAGAACAUGCUGGAGAACUCCUUGCAUGUUAAUUUGCUGCUUAUUGGGAUCAUUACUCAACUAGCCAGCUACCCCCAGCCCCUCCUCCGCUCUUUCUUGCUCAAUACCAACAUGGUCUUUCAGCCCAGUGUUCGAUCCUUGUAUCAGGUCCUCGCAUCUGUGAAAAACAAAAUCGAGCAGUUUGCCUCCAUAGAGAGAGAUUUCCCAGGCCUUCUUAUACAAGCCCAGCAGUACCUGCUUUUCCGAGUGGACAUGUCUGCCAUGACCAACGAGGAAAUAACCAAAGAUCACAAUCAGGACUCCUACUCAACAGCAAGUGGAAGGACCCUUUUGGAUAGUCCCUCGAGGAUGCUUCAGCCUUUCCUACCCAACAGAGGGAAGACACCGGGGACCUUUCCUAGCAUCCCUUUGCCCGUGAGGAACACCAUGCUAGCUGCCGCCCUUUUCCCGGAGUUUCUGAAAGAACUGGCAGCUUUGGCCCAGGAGCAUUCAAUUCUGUGCUACAAAAUCCUGGGGGAUUUUGAGGAAUCUUAUUGUUAGCACUUCUUAAAAAAACAAACAAACAAACAAAAAGAACCAACAAACAAAAAAAAAAAAAAAAAACGAGUUUGUGCAGGUUCAACAAAAAAAAAAGGUUUUAGUGUUUUGACCGAUUUUUAAAUACAAAGCUGCUUAUAAAAA
Molecule: messenger RNA, 4894 nt
Organism: Sarcophilus harrisii (Tasmanian devil)
Lineage: Eukaryota; Metazoa; Chordata; Mammalia; Dasyuromorphia; Dasyuridae
Gene: FHIP1A
Product: family with sequence similarity 160 member A1
Exons: 14
Coding region: 1670-4753 (1027 amino acids)
Source: RefSeq, a predicted model, not a curated record